GGUUCUGACAGAACGCCAGUCUGCGCAAGCAACGCUGUGCUGCAACUCGAUGCGCGAACUUAUUCCACCAACCAAAAUACGUGCUACUUCAACCUGGCCAACUGCGACAACAAGGGGCUGAAAGUGCUGCACUACGGCAUGUGCCGCAGGAAAGAGGGUGGCCGACGUCUGAGGGAUGCCCAGGCAUAA
Phytophthora sojae is the source of this 189-nucleotide messenger RNA. RefSeq lists its product as hypothetical. The record is from RefSeq and is a predicted model, not a curated record. The transcript has a single exon. Lineage: Eukaryota; Oomycota; Peronosporomycetes; Peronosporales; Peronosporaceae. The annotation marks the transcript as partial.